Messenger RNA from Pleurotus ostreatus (oyster mushroom), 2661 nucleotides. RefSeq lists its product as uncharacterized. The record is from RefSeq and is a predicted model, not a curated record. Gene Ontology annotation, biological process: protein polyubiquitination; ubiquitin-dependent protein catabolic process; positive regulation of proteasomal ubiquitin-dependent protein catabolic process. The transcript has 3 exons. Gene Ontology annotation, molecular function: ubiquitin protein ligase activity; zinc ion binding; nucleic acid binding. Gene Ontology annotation, cellular component: cytoplasm; ubiquitin ligase complex. The coding region runs from base 1 to 2661 and encodes 886 amino acids. NCBI's taxonomy places the organism in Eukaryota, Fungi, Basidiomycota, Agaricomycetes, Agaricales, Pleurotaceae.
AUGUCUCAAUCUCGAGUCAACGUUUCGAAUUCUGGCGUUCAACAGAAAUUUUCCGUACGCCAGGCAGCAAAGCCACUUAUACCUCCGCGAAGGAAUGUCCCACGACGCAACCAGAAUGAAGCUACGUCGAGUCGCACCGUUGGCGACUCUACCAAACAGCAGACCAAGCCUAAACGAGGCGAAAUCCCUUGUAGGGCCUGGAAACUAGGCUCGUGCCGAAGGGGCACUGAAUGCUGGUUCGGGCACGAUCUUGUGGCUCAGCAGCACCAUCGCAACGCGCACCAAACUCAAGUGAAGGAGGAACAAGGUCACGAAAGACGUCGGUUAAACAAUAACGAACGCGGAGAAGGACAUAUAGAGGUCACAGGAGUCAAAGAACAGCAUCGCGAAGAAGAACGGCGACGCAAGGGGGUUCGAAGGGAAGGGGGAGAGCAGGCUCAUACAGCAGGCGAAGAACACGCAUUGGAGGCGUUGAGGGUGGGCGAAGCAGCCCGACAAGCAAGAGUUGUACAACAAGAAGCCCUACGAAAGGCUCGCGAUGCGGAAUACCAGACACGACUGGCGGAGAUCGCCCGGGAGGAAGGGACGCAGGCCAUUCAGCGCAUCAUUGAGGGCUCACUGGUGACCUUCGGAUCUGGAUUGGACGUACAAGACCUGGUCACAGGCUUUGAGUGUUGCACAGUGCAGAUAAAAAACCUGCCCGCUGAUGCGCGAGAGACGGAGAUCGCAAAUAUUUUCCUGGACCGGGGGGUUGAAGCCAGUCGAUUCCUGAUCCAGGAUAAUGAAGCAACACUGGGCGGUCGGCGCACUGUGAAAGUAGUCACCGACACUGAUGGUGGAGAAGCUUUGGCCGUCGAUUUGGAAGAUAUCGAGUUGAGGAACGAGAAACUCAAGGUCGAAGUAGGCCCUUACAACCUUCCCGGCGGGAUGGGCACGUCGGGCUUUCAAGAUACGGACGUUUUGACCAUAUCAUGGAGGUCUCCAUAUGUCAGCUUCGUCGCUGAGUUUGACGAUAUGGAAACCGCAGGGAGGAAGGUUGAGGCUCUGAACAGUCAGGUCCUCAUGGGACGCCGUGUCAAAGUCGAAGUCAAUGUCCCCCCUCCGGUCAGCAUGAAGACGAACUUCAACGCAAAUUUGAUCAUGGUUAGUAUCGCAAACACUACCGUGGACGAGACCAACAUACGCGAUUUCACUGGGGCAUCGUUUGUGAGACGAAUAGAACAGGAUGUCCGGCAGCAAGGCGACCGGUUCGUUAUCGACUCCUUGCGCCGUCACAUUGCCGGCAUUUCACCUGGCCUGGUAUCGCUCGGGGAAUCCAAUAACUCACAGAAGUCGGUAGAUGGAAUCGUCACUGUAGAGGCUCAUUUCGAUUCAAGGGAAGAAGCCGAACGGGUCUACCAGUUAUUGGGUGAUGGGACCUUCCCCCGGAACAUGAACAUCAAGGAGUCGAUGUUUUGGCUGCACCUACCUACACCCAUGCAAUACACGUUGACCAUCCCGGCCUCCCAGUACUCUGCCCAAAAGCAUCAGUGGGACUCACUGGUGGAGAGUAUCAAGGACCAGAAUGCGUGCAACCUCGCCAUUACAGAGCUGAGAUCCAUGGACGUCGUUCAGAUUCGCCUUCUCGGGAAGGUGAGAGAGGCCGUCGGUGCCCUCAAGGUGAGGGUCGAACAUCUGGCCGCUGGAGAGAAGAUCGAGGGGUGUCAUCCGUCUUUAGGACAUUCCAAAAGCCAGUUCAUCCGCGCUGUCGUUCAAGAUACAGGCGGAUUCCUAAGUGCUGACCACCGGAAGAAACUCCUCAAGGCUUAUGGUAAGCCGGACGUCGUCGACGCCAUCAAGAGAAUGGUGGAAGCCGAGUUACAGAAACUCGCUAGCAAAGAAUGGUGCUUCACUUUGCAGAAGCGGAGCGUAGGCUUCCUCAUCCGUCAAGGCGUAUCCGCGCUACAAGAAAUGUUCGGCAGUGAGAAUGUUCAUUUCAAUGCGACGUCUCGACUCAUCUUAGUGCGAGGAGAAGAGGCACGACAUAUCUUGAAGAGUCUCGUCGAUCAGUCGGUUGAAGAGGCCAAAAUACCAAUAGCUGCAAGUGUUCCAGCCGAGCAAAUAUGCCCUGUUUGCUACGAUAAUGUCAGCAAUCCCUUGGUCCUCGGCUGCAAACAUGCGUAUUGCACACCUUGCAUGCGCCAUCUCCUAACUAGUGCGGAAGAGAGCGACAAGUUCCCUCUUACGUGCGUCGGGGAAGGCUGUGGGGAGCCCAUUCCGAUCCCCAUCGUCCAACGCUUCCUAACACCCGCCGAUUUCGCGCGUUUGCUCGAAGUGGCCUUCACGUCCCACAUAACAAGAAAUCCCAAAGGUCUGAGAUAUUGCAAGACACCGGAUUGCGUGCAAAUCUAUCGGGCGACGGAGGAUAAGACGCGAACUGAUUGUGCUGUGCAGUGCCCAUCGUGUUUCUCGAUUGUUUGUUCGGCUUGCCACGAAGAUGGGCAUGACGGGAUGUCGUGCGCAGAUGCCCGGUUGUUGCGGGACCACGACGACUGGAGCGAGGCGUGGAUACGACAAGCGAAGAGAUGUCCUAAUUGCCAGGCACCCAUCGAGAAAUCGGGGGGAUGCAACCAUAUGUCCUGCAGGCGAGUCUAUGUCGUAGUCAACUCGCAACGGUUCUAA